Messenger RNA from Coturnix japonica (Japanese quail), 1128 nucleotides. Lineage: Eukaryota; Metazoa; Chordata; Aves; Galliformes; Phasianidae. The record is from RefSeq and is a predicted model, not a curated record.
UUCUGUAAUUCUGUGUAAUAAUAAGCCUGUGGUGCACACAAUGCUUGCAGAGGGUGCUUCAAAUGUGUAAAAUGAGAUGGUGCCAUCGGGUUGUUUUAAGUCAGAGCUGCUUCCCAAGUGCAAGUGUACAAGCUUUGUGAAGCAGCAGCUCAAUUAUACGUAAUGUUAAGCUUGGCAAGCAAGUGACAGAAGUGGAAGAUUUCAGGUUUGUUGUAUGCAGACACAGUGAAGCAAUGCUGAGUGUGAGAAAGGCACUGGGAGGGUCUGAAGCUGAAGAGGACAAAAGUCUUUCCUCUGCUGUCUGUGGGCUUGGGCUGCCUGUUUAAUCAUCAACUUAAAGUGGAUUGGCAGCGUUCUCACUCUUGGUUUUCUUUCUCUUGUAACAGACAGAAAUGGGAGAGUAGAACUGCCAUCCAUUUCAGUUGUUCUCCCAGAUGACAACUGUGUCCGCUUAAUGCAAAACAGGUGACAGAAUCUCAGGGAGCAGAAUAUGGCCGGACAGAUAUCAGAAACUGAUCAGAUCAAGCAGUUCAAGGAGUUCCUGGGAACAUAUAAUAAAAUUACAGAAAGCUGCUUCAUGGAUUGUAUAAGGGAUUUCACCACCAGAGAAGUUAAACCAGAAGAGAUAACUUGCUCAGAACAUUGCCUACAGAAGUAUCUGAAAAUGACACAGAGGAUCUCCAUGAGAUUUCAGGAGUAUCACAUACAGCAGAACGAAGCUCUGGCAGCUAAAGCAGGACUGCUCAGCCAACCUCGUUAGACAGGAGCACUCUGUUCAGACUUCAUAAGCAGUGCCAGUGUUCACUGGGCAAGAACACCUUUUGGAUUUUCUACUGUCAAGAUGCAUGUCCAGAAACUCUGAAGGUUGUUCUAGAUGCUGUUUGGAAGCUGGAAGCCACGGAGGGUAAUGCAAAGAGUUAGGGAGCGCUGUCUGACAGCAGAGUCUCUUUCUGAGACUCUCAUUCCACUCUGCAGUGUAUUGUCAGGGCCCACAGACCACUAUAUUGCAAUUUCAAAGGGAGGGGAAAGUUAUGCUUUUCCUUCUGUUAGGACUGAUUCAGAGGCAAAAGAAGUGUAAUGCGAAAAUACGUUUUUUAAUUUAAUUCAAGUAAAAUAUAUGGAACCAUA